Molecule: messenger RNA, 4361 nt
Organism: Manacus vitellinus (golden-collared manakin)
Lineage: Eukaryota; Metazoa; Chordata; Aves; Passeriformes; Pipridae
Gene: SBNO2
Product: strawberry notch homolog 2
Biological process (GO): regulation of DNA-templated transcription
Cellular component (GO): nucleus
Molecular function (GO): chromatin DNA binding; histone binding
Source: RefSeq, a predicted model, not a curated record
UGCAGGGUGAAGAGCACAGAUAAGGACCCUCCCAGCACUCACUGCAGAGCCUGUCCCGCCCACCCCGAGGGCUCCAUGCGGCAGGACACGGGCUGAUGCCCUCAGCUCACCCCGCCAUGGAGGGGGGGAACAGCUUCCCGCAGCACCAGCAGCCGGGCGAUGCCCUGUGCGGCAUCCCCGGCCUCCGCCCCCAGCUCGCCCUGCCGGACAUGGAGAAUUCCAUGCUGGCCACCAACCCAUGGAGUAGCUGCUACUCUGCCUCUUUCCCAACCUCGUCCUUCCCAAGUGAAAACCAGCAAUAUUUUAACCUCCCUCAGGAUUUUUAUAUGGAUUCCAUCAGCAGACCACAUUUCUUGGAUACAAACUAUGCAACUGUGGACCCCGCUGACUUCCUACCAAAAAAUGGGGAUUUUCCUCAGGACUCUUCAUACCUCGAUGAGCUCUCCAACAACUCCCUGUUCUCGUCCCCCGCGGAUUCCCUGUCGGACAUCGCGGAUCCCAAGGACUUCCUGCCCGCCGACAGCCUCAGCCACGUGCCAACACUCUGGGAUGUGAACACCCCGCAGAACCCCAUCGAGCUGUUCUCAUCCAGCACACCAUUCCCUGGCCUGAAUAGCUCCCAUGACCACGUUCCUGCUGUCCCCAACACCCCGCUCCUCAUCAGCUACCAGUCUCAGGCUCCUGCAGAGGAGGAGGAUGAGGGUGAGGAGGAAGAAACGGAAGAGUUGGGGCAAACGGAGACCUAUGCAGAAUACAUCCCUUCAAAGUCCAAGAUUGGGAAGCACCACCCUGACCUGGUGGUUGAGACGAGUACCCUGUCCAGCGUUCCCCCCCCUGACAUCACCUACAGCCUGUCCCUGCCGUGCUCCGUGGCUGACAAGGGCUCCCUCUCUGCACUACAGCUGGAAGCAAUCAUCUAUGCCUGCCAGCAACACGAAGUUUUAUUGCCCAAUGGGCAGCGAGCUGGGUUCCUCAUCGGGGACGGUGCCGGAGUGGGAAAGGGCAGGACCGUUGCAGGCAUCAUCUUUGAAAAUUAUCUUAAAGGGAGGAAAAAAGCUCUGUGGUUCAGCGUCUCCAAUGAUCUCAAGUACGAUGCUGAGAGAGACCUGAAGGACAUCGAGGCCUCCCACAUUCCUGUGCAUGCUCUGAACAAGAUUAAAUAUGGUGACACAGCUACCUCAGAAGGAGUCCUCUUUGCCACCUACUCGGCGCUGAUCGGCGAAAGCCAGGCCGGGGGACAGCACAGGACGCGCCUAAAGCAGAUCUUGGACUGGUGCAGGGAAAACUUUGAUGGAGUUAUCGUGUUUGAUGAAUGCCACAAAGCCAAAAAUGCCAGCUCUACCAAAAUGGGCAAAGCAGUGCUGGACCUGCAGAACAAGCUGCCUCAAGCAAGGGUUGUCUAUGCCAGUGCCACAGGUGCCUCAGAGCCAAAAAACAUGAUUUACAUGAGCCGCCUGGGGAUCUGGGGGGAGGGAACCCCGUUCCGAGCCUUCGAUGAGUUCCUGCACGCGAUUGAGAAGAGGGGAGUCGGGGCGAUGGAGAUCGUGGCGAUGGACAUGAAGGUCAGUGGGAUGUACAUUGCCCGGCAGCUCAGCUUCACUGGAGUGACCUUCAGGAUCGAGGAGAUCCCGCUGGACGAGCAGUACAAGGCUGUCUAUGACAAGGCAGCCAAGCUGUGGGCAGAGGCCUUGAUGGUGUUCCAGCAGGCAGCCGACUGCAUCGGGCUGGAGUCGCGCAAGUCGCUGUGGGGUCAGUUCUGGUCGGCUCACCAGCGCUUCUUCAAGUACCUGUGCAUCGCUGCCAAGGUGCGGCGGCUCGUGGAGCUGGCCCGGGAGGAGCUGGCCAGGGACAAGUGCAUCGUCAUCGGCCUGCAGUCCACGGGGGAGGCUCGCACCAGGGAGGUCCUGGACGAGAAUGAUGGGCAUCUCAACCGUUUUGUCUCUGCUGCAGAAGGCGUCUUUCUAUCACUAAUUCAGAAGCACUUUCCUUCAACCAAAAGAAAGAGAGAAAAAGGAACUGGCAUUAAAAGAAAACGUAAGAGCUCCCUCACUCCCAGCCCAGCCCCUGCCUCCUGCCCUGCUGCUCCCCCCCAGCCACUCACUUGUUCUCUGCCUCUUGCCCUUCUCCCCACUCCAUGCUUUUUGCUGCUCUCCUUGGUUUCUGUUUGCCCUCCCACACAUCUGUCGCUCCUUCGUCCGGUGGACAGCAGGUCUGGGUCAUCCACCCUUUUCCUGCCUCUGCCCCACUGCCCUGUCCCAGUGCAGGGCCUGCCCCUCGUAGCGAUAAUCUCAGAGGCCUCCAGCUCAGGGAUCUCCCUCCAAGCAGACAGACGGGUGAAGAACCAGAAGCGCCGGGUCCACAUGACCCUGGAGCUGCCCUGGAGCGCGGACCGGGCCAUCCAGCAGUUCGGCCGAACGCACCGAUCGAACCAGGUCUCUGCCCCAGAGUACGUGUUCCUGAUCUCAGAGCUGGCAGGGGAGAGGAGGUUUGCAUCCAUCGUGGCCAAACGCCUGGAGAGCCUGGGUGCCUUAACUCACGGGGACCGACGGGCCACCGAGUCCCGGGACCUCAGCAAGUACAACUUCGAGAACAAGUAUGGGGCCAAAGCCCUGGACAGGGUCCUGUCCACGAUCCUCAGCCACAUGGAGAACAGAGUUCCUGUGCCCAAGAGCUACGAGAGACGGGAGGCCGACUUUUUCCGUGAAAUGAAGCAAGGGCUCAUCUCUGUGGGGAUCUGCUGCAGUCAGAUGAAGUAUGGCACUGUCUCGGUGGAGAAGGACUGCUCCAUCACCAAAUUCCUGAACCGCAUCCUGGGCCUGGAGGUGGACAAGCAGAACAUGCUCUUCCAGUAUUUUUCUGACACCUUUGACUAUCUGAUUGAGAAGGACAAGAAGGAGGGCAAAUACGACAUGGGCAUCCUUGAUUUAGCGCCAGGAGUGGAUGAGAUCUAUGAGGAGAGCAAGGAGGUCUUCCUGACCCCGGGGCACCCGCAGGACGGGCAGGUCGUGUUCUACAAGAUCAGCGUCGACAGAGGCUUAAAGUGGGAAGAAGCUUAUGAGAAGUCACUCAAACUGACAGGAGCCAAUGAAGGGUUCUACCUCUCCUACAAGAUGCGAGGCAGCAAAUACACCUGUCUGCUGGCAGAGCAGAGCCGUGGGAAGAACUUCAUCCUCUACAAGCCAAAUAUUGGGAAGCAAAGCCAGCCCGAGAGCCUGGACAGUCUGCAGAAGAAGUACCGGCGGGUGAUGCCCGAGGAAGCCAAGGAGCACUGGGAGAGCAGCUACCACUUCUCCUUGAAGAACUGUAACCACGCCCUGUGGAACAAGAGCUGCAAGCUGAUCCAGGAGGGGAAGGAGUGCUUCCAGGGCAUGCGCCUGCGGCACUACUACAUGCUGUGCGGGGCCCUGCUGCGGGUGUGGAGCAGGAUCGCCGGCAUCAUGGCCGACAUCACCGCCAGCAGCUACCUGCAGAUCGUCCGCCUCAAAACCAAGGAGAAGAAGAAGCAAGUUGGGAUAAAGAUCCCCGAGAGCUGCGUCCACAGGGUGCGGGAGGAGCUGAAGCAGAUGGACCAGGACGUGAAGCGGAAGCACAGCCGGCUGCUCCAGGCCCGGGAGCAGGGCCCACCCUUCUCCCUGCCCCUGCACCUCCUGCCAGGGCCCAGGCUACCGCUGUCCUUGCCCUCCCUGUGCCAGGACGAGAUCCUGGACUUGACCUGCAGCCCUCCCAGCAGCAGCAUUCCCGACGUGGUGAUGAACUCGGAGCCCGGAGCACUGUGCUUCCCCUCAGAGCCCCCCCUGCAGCCCCACCAGCAGCACCAGUUGCCCUUUUGCUUUGGCCUGGAGGGUGGGUGUGGCCCGCGCCCUCACGGCCCGACCCCCAGCACGCCCCCGCCCCCCCCGCAGCAGCCACAGGAGGAUUUUCUCCAGCAAGAUGGGAGUAUCAAUUUUAGAGAGAUCCUGGAGGACAUGCUGAGGACGUUCCCCCAGGAGAACCUGCUCCCCCAGGAGCGCCAGAGCGUGAUCCAGUUCAGCGGGCCGCACCUGGAGUUCUGAGUGCCAGCCGGGAAUGCCAGCGGAGCUCGGCCAACGUGGAUCCGCGUCCUCUGGGGCACAGGUGAGAGCUGAGGAGCCCUGAAUGUCCUGCCCGUUUGGACUGACCCUUUUGUGGUUUGGAGGGAGGAAACAGGUUUGGGUGGAACGUGCCUGGGGGAAACCGAGCGGGUCCCGCUGGGCCGGGGGGCUCUGCUGUGUCCAGUCCUGCUCACAGGUCAGUGCCUGUGUGGGACUGAGGGGAGACCCCCCUCCUCUGCCCACCCCCACAGACUACUGAGUGUCCGAGCCAGGCCAGGCCUUGCCCAGCCC